Molecule: messenger RNA, 3105 nt
Organism: Motacilla alba alba
Lineage: Eukaryota; Metazoa; Chordata; Aves; Passeriformes; Motacillidae
Gene: RCHY1
Product: ring finger and CHY zinc finger domain containing 1
Exons: 9
Coding region: 1169-1948 (259 amino acids)
Biological process (GO): protein ubiquitination; ubiquitin-dependent protein catabolic process
Cellular component (GO): nucleus
Molecular function (GO): ubiquitin protein ligase activity; zinc ion binding
Source: RefSeq, a predicted model, not a curated record
CUUUCCUGUCUUGCUCACAACUUUUUUUCCAUCACCUGUCACAACUCACAUGGUGUCAUUAACUUUGGAACUUAUUUUUCCACAAAAUACAGCCUUUCCCACCCAUGGAUCGUGACAGAAUAUGGUCUGAACUCAUUGUAUUUAGAGAUUUGUCUCUAUGCUGUCUCUUGACGUGUACAUUUCAUUUGUAAAUAAAAAGAUCUUCCACUUCCAGGCUUGACUGUCCCCAUAGUGGAUGUCCCCACGGCAGUCAGUCAGGCAGCCAUGGGCAAGUGCAGGGGGGGAAAGAAGGUUUGGGGAGGGAAGACUGGAGGUUUUUGGGGAAAAGUUGGGUUUUUGGAGGAGAGAAAAGUUUAGGAGGAAGGUUUUGCAUGGGAAAGAGUGGGGCCAGCAGGGCCAGGGAGUUGAUCCUCUGCUUGGCCCUAGUGAGGCCACAUCUGGAGUGCUGUGUUCAGUUCUGGGCUCUGCACAUCAAGGACAAGGAGCUACGGCAGAGGGUCCAGCAGAGGCCAAAGAUUUUGGAGGGGUCUGGAUCAUCUCUCUCAGGAGGGGAGACUCUGGGAGCUGGGCCUGCUCAGUCUAGAGAAGAGAAGACAGCAGCAAUCUCAUCAAUCCAUGCAAGUAUCUCCAAGGUGGGUGUCAAGAGAAUGGUGCCAGAUUUCUGGUGUGCCCAGCAGCAGGACAAAGAGCAGCGGCCAGAAACUAGAACACAAGGAGCUCCACCUCAACAUGAACAACUCACGGAAUCUGCUCAGUUGGAUGGGACCCACGGGGAUCACUGAGCUCGAAGAGUAUUUGGACAAAGCCCUCAGGCACCUGGUGGGAUUGGUGGGGUGCAGGGUCAGGAGUUGGACUCGAUCCUGACGGGUUCCUUCCAAGUUGGCAUAUUCUGUGAUUCUGUGAUUGGUCGUGGAGUUCUCUCUCUGGAGACAUUCCCAGCCCGCCUGGACGCGGUCCUGUAUCACCUGACCUGGGUGACCCUGCCUCGGCAGGGAGCUCGGACUGGGAGACCUCCAGCGCUCCCCUCCAACUCUCCCCUUCAGCGAGAAGGGGAACACGACCGUUCCAGCCGGGGCGGCGGGGAAGCCGUUCUGCAAGCUCCAAAAGCUCCGGAACCGGCUGUGAGGAAGCGGAAAGGGUGGAGCGGGGCCGGGCAGCGGCGGCAGCCAUGGCCACGGCGGGCGGAUCGGAGGGAAGCGAGCCGGGAAGCGAGCAGGGAUGCGAGCACUACCGGCGGGGCUGCCGGCUGCGGGCACCGUGCUGCGGGAAGCUGUACCCCUGCCGGCUGUGCCACGACGGCGCCGAGGAGCACCAGCUGGACCGCUUCCGAGUGUCCGAGGUGCAGUGCAUCCGCUGCCGGCUCCUGCAGAAGGCCCAGCAGCGCUGUGAGGGCUGUGGCAGCCUCUUCGGGGAGUACUACUGUGACAUCUGCCACCUGUUUGACCGUGACAAGAAGCAGUACCACUGCCAGGAGUGCGGCAUCUGCAGGAUUGGCCCCAAGGAGGAUUUCUUCCACUGCUCCAAGUGUAAUUUGUGCCUGAGCCUCAGUCUCCAAGGAAAGCACAAGUGUAUUGAAAAUGUCUCCAGGCAGGACUGUCCAAUAUGUUUGGAGGAUAUUCACACAUCUCGUGUUGGAGCCCACGUUCUGCCGUGUGGUCACCUUCUCCACAGAACGUGUUACGAUGAAAUGCUGAAGGAAGGCUACAGGUGUCCUAUUUGCAUGCACUCGGCGUUGGACAUGACCAGGUACUGGCGCCAGCUGGACAACGAAGUGGCACAGACUCCCAUGCCCACCGAGUACCAGAACAUGAUGGUGGAGAUCCUUUGCAACGACUGCAACGCCCGCUCCACGGUGCAGUUCCACCUGCUGGGCAUGAAGUGCCAGAGCUGCGCGUCCUACAACACGGCCCAGGACGGGCGGUGCCGGCUGUCCUUGGAGGAGCAGUGACCGGGACGCGCGCGGCCUUCGGCCGGACGGGCGGCGCUGGGCCCUGGCAGAGCCUGGUUUGGGAGCAAAGCAACUCUUGUGUCAGUAAAAAUUCCAGUGUUCCGAGUUCAAGGAGUCCUUUCCUGCGGCAGGGAGGAGGCAGGUGAGAAGAACAGCGCCAGGAGAUGCGGCGAGCGGCUGACGCAGCGGCAGGAGGAGUUCUGGGGGAAGGAUGGUGCAGGUGCAACUCUGGGGGAAAGUGGGUGGCUUUCAGAGGCCUUUGGGGCUGGUGCCAGCAUCCACAGGGCUGUGUGUGAGGAUGUGGUGUUCCCUGGGAAUGAUGCGUGUCCACAGGGACAGCGGGCAGGUGUGGCAUCCUCAGUUCCCUUCGUGCUCUGUCACCUGUGUGUACAGAAUUCCCUUGAAACAAGGGAAUUGCCCUGUCUGCCGGGAUGAGCAGCUGGAAUAUCCAGGUGCAAAGCCCCCCUUUUUCCCCUGGACACCCAUCCUGACUCGCUGCCCUCCCUCUGCUCAGAUUCCUUUGCCAGCUGCAGUCGCUUUUUCCCCCGUUUCUUCCUCAUUUUGUGCUGUUCGCUGGCAGAGGCCGAGGUGGUGCGGGGUUUGAGGCUCGUACAUAGCCGGAUUUUGCUGGUUAGGUACCUAAAGUGAAGCACAUCCUUCACAUCCGGCUGGGCCUGGGAUGGUCACUGAAAUAAAGCAGUCCAGGGUCCAGUUUUCUGUGGUUUUGGUGUUUGUUGAUGGUAGAACUUCACUGUGGGGAGAGGAUGGAGGGGUGAAGGGCUGCCUUUUGAAAGAAACGAAAACCCCAACUCCACCCUCUUUCAUGUAACAUCCUUCCUGAGGCGUUUUGCAGUCUUAAAUAUUGCAGGAACUCCUUGAUUUCUGUGAAUUUCACAUGCAGAUACUUUACAGUAAUAAGGUGUAAAAAAGGAUCAGUUCCUCUUCAGGUUAUGACUACUCGUUUUUAACUUGUUCUGUUGUAAAAUGAGCUUUUCUUAAUCCAACAGUGCCCGUUUUUCUGUAAGGAAUAUUUAGGAUUUGGAUGGUAGCUGUUGUAACUUGCCUUGACUGGGGUAUCUUUUUCUGGAGCACUUUUCUGACUGCUAUAAAUAAAUGUAAAAAAAAGGUCUCUGUUAAAAUAAACAAAUGACACUGAG